Messenger RNA from Thamnophis sirtalis, 698 nucleotides. Lineage: Eukaryota; Metazoa; Chordata; Lepidosauria; Squamata; Natricidae. The record is from RefSeq and is a predicted model, not a curated record.
AUGGCUACAUGUGAUUUGGAGAACAGAACAAGUGUAAUUGGGAAGAAGCAGCUGGAGCAAGCGCAGGGAAAAACCGGCCAAUCAGCUCCAUCAAAGACCCAUCUCUCUUCUCCGUCCUCAGUGGUUUCCAUCGAGGAUCCCUUCGACCAAGAUGACUGGCCAGCCUGGAAGAAGUUCACGGCCGAGGCUGGCAUCCAGGUGGUGGGCGACGAUCUGACGGUGACCAACCCCAAACGCAUCAGCAAAGCUGUGCAGGAGAAGUCGUGCAAUUGUCUUCUUCUCAAAGUCAACCAGAUCGGCUCCGUCACCGAGUCGCUGCAAGCUUGCAAGCUGGCCCAGUCCAACGGAUGGGGGGUGAUGGUGAGCCAUCGUUCCGGAGAGACGGAAGAUACCUUCAUUGCGGACUUAGUGGUUGGUCUGUGCACCGGACAGAUUAAGACUGGUGCUCCUUGCCGAUCCGAACGCCUAGCUAAAUACAACCAACUUCUAAGGUAAAAGCUCUUUUUAAUGGAUAGAUUUCUUCUAUCCAGCAUCUUCUCUUCCAUCUGUGAUCUGUGGCCGUAAUAAAGACCCAAUUGUUUUUGUUGAAUUGUUCUCUAAAUUCCUGGAUGCCCGUAAGAUUGCAAAGUUCUGUUCUAUGCAUCACGAGCGCUAGCAGAAGAAAAAAAAUAUUUUUAUUUAAAUAUUCAACAAAAUAC